This is a messenger RNA of Serinus canaria (Common canary), 2391 nucleotides long. It is a transcript of the gene FSHR, whose product is annotated as follicle stimulating hormone receptor. NCBI's taxonomy places the organism in Eukaryota, Metazoa, Chordata, Aves, Passeriformes, Fringillidae. Gene Ontology annotation, biological process: male gonad development; follicle-stimulating hormone signaling pathway. Gene Ontology annotation, molecular function: G protein-coupled receptor activity; follicle-stimulating hormone receptor activity. The record is from RefSeq and is a predicted model, not a curated record. The transcript has 10 exons. Gene Ontology annotation, cellular component: membrane. The coding region runs from base 41 to 2128 and encodes 695 amino acids.
CUUUUCCGAUAAAGGGACGGGCACAGAUGUGAAGGCAGAGAUGUCUCCAGCCCUCUCCUGUCUGCUGCUGCUGCUGCUCCUGGAGGGCUGCCUGGGAUGCCAGCAUCCUGCCUGCUGCUGCCUGGGCAGGGUCUUCAUCUGCCAGGAGAGCCAGGUGGUCCAGGUUCCCCGGGACAUCCCUGCCAACACCACCGAGCUGAGAUUUGUCCUCACCAAGAUGAGAGUCAUUCCCAAAGGAGCUUUCACAGGACUUGUUGACCUAGAGAAAAUAGAGAUCUCACAGAAUGAUGCCUUGGAGGUCAUAGAAGCAAAUGUGUUUUCCAACCUUCCCAAACUACAUGAAAUAAGAAUUGAGAAAGCCAACAACCUCGUGUACAUUGAUAAAGAUGCCUUCCAACACCUCCCAAGCCUCAGAUACUUGUUAAUAUCAAACACUGGCCUUCGGUUUUUACCUGCUGUCCACAAGAUUCACUCUUUCCAGAAAGUUUUGCUAGAUAUUCAAGACAAUAUCAAUAUACGUACAAUUGAAAGAAAUUCAUUCAUGGGCCUGAGUUCUGAAAGUGUGAUUCUGUGGCUCAAUAAAAAUGGAAUUCAGGACAUUGAGGAUCAUGCAUUUAAUGGAACAUACCUGGAUGAGCUAAAUCUAAGUGACAAUCACAACCUAGAAAAAUUACCAAAUGAGGUCUUCCAGGGAGCCAAUGGACCUGUUGUUUUGGAUAUUUCCAGCACGAAAAUCAGUUUCCUGCCAAGUCAUGGAUUAGAACUCAUUAAGAAGCUAAGAGCAAGGUCUACAUACAAUUUAAAAAAGCUUCCUGACUUAAGCAAAUUUAGAUCUUUGAUUGAGGCAAACUUCACCUAUCCUAGCCAUUGCUGUGCAUUUACAAACUGGAAAAGACAAAAGACUGAAUUACAUCCAAUAUGUAGCAUAUCUCAGGUGAAGCAAGACUUUGAGGAGAAGCCCGGCAAAAAACUACAGAGAAGGUCUGCAGCUGAAGAUUAUAUUUCCAACUAUGGCAUAGGAUUUGACCCAGCAGAGAAUGAAUUUGACUAUGGUUUAUGCAAUGAAGUAGUUAAUGUAGCCUGCUCUCCUAAACCCGAUGCUUUCAACCCAUGUGAAGAUAUCAUGGGAUACAACAUUUUGAGAGUUCUGAUAUGGUUCAUCAACAUUUUAGCUAUUACUGGGAACACUGUUGUCCUCAUUAUUUUAAUAAGCAGUCAAUACAAACUCACUGUUCCUCGCUUUCUGAUGUGCAAUCUUGCCUUUGCGGACCUCUGCAUCGGGAUCUACCUGCUUUUCAUCGCCUCUGUAGACAUCCAGACCAAAAGCCAGUACUACAACUAUGCCAUAGACUGGCAGACUGGGGCAGGAUGCAACGCUGCAGGAUUCUUCACGGUGUUUGCCAGCGAGCUGUCGGUGUACACGCUGACGGUGAUCACCCUGGAGCGCUGGCACACCAUCACCUACGCCAUGCAGCUGCACCGCAAGCUGCGCCUGCGCCACGCCGUGACCGUCAUGGUUUUUGGCUGGCUGUUUGCCUUCACAGUCGCUCUCCUUCCCAUAUUUGGGGUCAGCAGCUACAUGAAGGUCAGCAUCUGCCUGCCCAUGGAUAUAGAGACGCCAUUUGCCCAGGCUUACGUUAUGUUCCUCUUGGUGCUGAACGUGCUGGCGUUCGUUGUCAUUUGCGUCUGCUACACCUGCAUCUACUUCACCGUGCGCAACCCCAACGUCGUCUCCUCCAACAGCGACACCAAGAUCGCCAAGCGCAUGGCCAUACUGAUCUUCACCGACUUCCUCUGCAUGGCCCCCAUCUCCUUCUUUGCCAUAUCCGCCUCGCUCAAGGUUCCUCUCAUCACAGUGACCAACUCCAAGAUCCUGCUGGUUUUGUUUUACCCCAUCAACUCCUGCGCUAACCCCUUCCUCUACGCCAUUUUCACCAAGACUUUCCGCAGGGAUUUCUUCAUUCUCUUGAGCAAGUUUGGUUGCUGUGAAAUGCAGGCCCAGAUUUACAGAACAGAGAUCUCCUCAUCUGCUCAUACUUUCCACACAAGAAACGGCCACUGCCCUCCUGCAUCAAAAAAUGGUGAUGGCACUAUUUAUUCCUUGGUUCCCCUGAAUCACUUGAAGUGAAAUGCUUGCAUAAAUUUGUGUCUGAGGCAGUGUGCUAAUCACUUGCAAGUAUGUGAAUUUGAAUAAUGACUUCAGCAUAACUUGCAAACUUGUUUUUUAUGAAAAGAAAAUUCUUUCCAAUUCCCUAUUUUAGUUCAAUGAACAAGCACCAGAGAUGACAUAUCAUCUUCAUCAGUUCUUGAAGAACAAAGUGGUGAAGUGUUCAUGUAGAACUGUCUCAAGAAAUAAAUGAGAUCAUAAACUGGUAUCUCCCACCAUGCAGG